Peniophora sp. CBMAI 1063 is the source of this 1098-nucleotide messenger RNA. NCBI's taxonomy places the organism in Eukaryota, Fungi, Basidiomycota, Agaricomycetes, Russulales, Peniophoraceae. The record is from the annotation of a GenBank genome assembly.
AUGACGUCAGACGCGCCAUCUCACCGCGCUAUCGUCGCUACCAAAUUGGGCGGUCCGUUGCAGACCAUCACUGUUCCGACGCCGUCUCCCGGUCCAGACGAGGUACUCGUGCGCGUGUCGUGGGCAUCGCCUACACCAUUCGACAACUGGCAGAAAGACUUCGGACUGGCCGUAACCGAAUGGCCCAUCUUCCUAGGCGAAAAUUCCGUAGGCACAGUAACCGCUCUCGGCUCUUCCGUAAAGACCCUCAACAUCGGCGACGUCGUGUUCGGCUUCACGCACGGACCCGCGAAAACCAAGGCGUUCCAGGAGUACAUCGUCGUACCCGCCCGUCGUCUUGGACGCGUUCCGGCUGGCCUUGAUCCUCGUGCAGCUGCUACGGUUCCGGAUAACUUCGUCACUGCUUGGUGGACCUUUAUGCACUACUUGGGGAUUGAGCUGCCGUAUGAGCUGCCGGUGAAGGAGAAGCCUGUUGGGCUUGACGAGCCUAUUCUGAUCUGGGGCGGCGCGACUUCUGUUGGUCAAUACGCCAUCCAAAUCCUCGCCCAAGCCGGCUACACCAACAUCAUAACAGCCGCCUCCCCGCGUCAUACCGCCCUCCUCAAAUCCUACGGAGCCCGCGCCGUAAUCGACUACCGCGCCCCUCUCUCCGACAUACAUGCCCAGCUCCUCUCCGCCGCCAACGGACAGAAGUACAGCAAAGUCUUGGACUGCGUUGCGCAUGAUAAGAAGACGAUCGCGCUGUAUCGUGAUGUCGUAGCGGCGGGAGGAGUCGUUGCGUUGUUGUUGCCUGUACAGGUAUCGGAUGAGAAGGGGGAGGUUGUGGGUGUGCGGAGUGUAGAUAACGAGGUUGGGGACUUUCCGGAGGGCGUGAAGAGUGUGGGGGUGCGGACGCACUUCUAUCACACUAAUGAGGAGCUCUAUGAAAAGCUCCAGCCAGAGGUUAUGCCGCGUUUGCUUGGCUCGGGCGCUAUCGAGCCGAACGCGUUUCGCGUCGUUGAGGGCGAGUCGUUACAGGAGCGCGUGGAGGAGAGCCUUCGGAUUCUGCGGGAGGGACUUGUGUCGGGCGAGAAGCUCGUAUUCAAAGUGAAUGCGUAG